Molecule: messenger RNA, 3088 nt
Organism: Myripristis murdjan (pinecone soldierfish)
Lineage: Eukaryota; Metazoa; Chordata; Actinopteri; Holocentriformes; Holocentridae
Gene: hebp2
Product: heme binding protein 2
Exons: 5
Coding region: 458-1036 (192 amino acids)
Cellular component (GO): cytoplasm
Molecular function (GO): heme binding
Source: RefSeq, a predicted model, not a curated record
AAAGUAGCUAAAAUUGUGAUAGAUAUUGUAACGUUGCAAACAGACUGUAAAGUCCAGCCGUCAGUUUUUUUAUGCUGCCUUUAGUUUGUGGAACUAUACUGUUUUGCGGAGUAAUAAAAAUAAACGCAAAGUUAUUUCAGUGUUUUGAGAUUUAAAAAAUGUUGGUACAAAAUCGUCAAUUAACUAGUUAAUUCUGAAUAUGUAAAUAAUAAAUUCUAUUAUGAAAUUAUAAUUGCCUUUAAAUAUAGGGUGAUGUAAACUAGUCAGUUUAUCCGUUUUUUUAACUUAAUAUUAUAUCACUGCUUACAAAACAAAAAACACGUGGUAUCUUCAGCGGCGUUUACGUAACCGGAAGUGUGAGUUUAUCUAAACAAGAGCACGCCUCGCCCUGGGAGGGGGCUCGAAACGCCCGAGUGCACGGGAGUGAGACAGAGAGACAGCCGCAGCCACAGGAAGCAUGCUGCGAGCUCUGGGCCAGGUCCUGUUCUCCUCUGGCUUACAGAGCCCCAGGUUCACCACAGAGGAGGGACAGGGACAAGACUAUGAGGUUCGCACCUACCAGGCCACGAAGUGGGUGAGCACCUCUAUGACGGGGAUGCAGUGGGAUGUAGCCACCAGAACCGGCUUCCAUCGCCUCUUUGACUACAUUCAAGGCAACAAUCAGAGCAAGGUCAAGGUGGAGAUGACAGUCCCGGUGUCGUGCCGGGUGAACCCCGGAGCCGGCCCGGCGUGUGAGAGCACGUUCACCCUGUCCUUCUACAUCCCAGAGGAGCACCAGGCCAACCCGCCACAGCCCAGCGACCCGCAGGUCUUCAUAGAAGACAGGCAGCAGCUCACUGUCUACGUCAGAACGUACGGGGGAUUUGCCAACGAGCAGAUGAAGCUCGAGGAGUGCCAGAAACUGGUGGCAAGCCUGCAGAGAGACGGCGCUCCCUUCAGAGAGCAGCCGUACUACACGGCCGGCUACGACAGCCCCAUGAAACUCAGCAACCGCAGGAACGAGAUCUGGAUCCUCAAGAAGACCGAGCACCACUGAUGAGUUUAAAGGUCUGGAAAAGCCCUGCAGCAUGAGGACAACAGUUGUAUUUGAAGAUAUUUCAAACUAUAAUGUGUGCCUUCCUUAUUUGAAACAAGAAAUGGUCACAGAGGUCACAAGCAUGACCUCUGUAGUAUGAGGCAGUGUUCACUUCUCUCCACACACAGCUUUGACUUUUAACUUGGAUGAAUUCAGUUUUCACAGUUGUGCUAACAAACCUCUUGUUCUAAUAUUUAACAAAAUCAUUUUUGAUUAUUGCACAAUUUGUAAUAAUCAAAAGAUUUCUCUUUUUCAUGCUGGUUUUGGUUUGAAAUAUUGACAGUCCCCUCACUAAAUUGACAAAAUUACAUCUGUCUGAGAAGUCAUCAGAUAGAAAUCACUGUGCCCUUAUAUUUUGGUAAUAAAUCCUAGGGAAAACCUUGCAGCAGUGGAAUAGUACAAUAUAUUGAAAUUCCACUAGUUGGAGCUCAGGAGUCAUGACACAGUAUUGGGGGAUUAAACCUCAGAGUUUCAGUUGCCAUAUUACAGGUGGACUUUGAUACGGAGGAGUUUUUCAGGACCAGACCACAAGUGCUUGUCCAGUGUGUGCUGCAGUUUCAAAAUGAUAUUCAGUUUUUACAGUCUGCCACCACACAGAUAUGAAAGUACAUGUGCGCUGAAUCCUCCAGAGCCGUCAUGAGCUGUCUGACAGGACACAGAACAGUACAUCUGAUGAUACAUCUGUACCUGUCACAGCCAUGUCACUCAAGUCAGGUGACAUCCACCAUCCCACUGUCAUCACACGACUCUGUGAUUCAUUCACCUGAUCAUCAGUCACCUAUGAAUGAAAAAUGCCAAUAAUAGAUGGUGUGAGUCAUUUUACCAUAAUGCCUUCAUCAGGGACCGACAGACUGAUCCAGACAAAUGUGUGUUUGAAUCCGUGUCUUACAGGUUUUGAAUGUUCAGCAGGGCUCUGCUGGUCUAUGAAGUUGUAUGACAUCCUCCCCGGCAAUGUCGUGCAUGACUCUUUUCCAGGAGUUGGUUUUGUGACAGAAAUGUGUUACUAUUUUGAAUGCAUGCUGUUUUGAGGAGCAGAAGUUUUUAUUUUUGUGACCCCAGCAAACAAGCCGGAAGUACCUAUUUCAACACUUCAGGAGGCCAGAACCUUGCCCAGGGGACACUUUAAGUAAAAAAAUCUCUUUUAAUGCACUACACUGCCGGGCAGGAUUUCAUACAACUUCUAUGAAGUUGUAUGAGUUCUAAUCUCACCAGCAGAGAGCAGCUGUAGUGUUGCCUGUUUGAACUCCAUGACGUAUCCUGCUCCUUCUCUUCUUUCUACUCAAGAGUGUUCAUGUUUUUGUGUUUGUUUGUUUGGUUUUUAGAAUAUAAUUUUGAAUGAGAUUUUUUUCCCUUAAGAUUGUUAGCUGGGGGAAGUCCAGCUCAAUGUCAGGAGGCAUAUGGAGCAUCCAGCCAGUUUCCAGCACUCAGCAUCACCUGUCAGUCAGAGCCACAAAUCUAGUUUGAGCUGGAUGCUUCCUGAUGUCAUUAGCCAGACUGUUUGAUGUCCAUGUAUGACUCACCUCCCAUAUGUAAAUCACUGGUGUGGAAACUAGUCAUUAUGUUUCUGUGUGAGGCCUGAUGAUCAGUGUUGCCUUGGCUCAGACACUUGAAAUGAAAUAUAGGGUGACAUGAAACCAAGAGCAAACACUAACCUGGCCGUGGGAUUGUGACUUUGCUAAAAUGAAGAGUGGUAGUAUUUUGAUGCUUGGUGGGCGUUUUUAUUCCAGAGCUCAUAGGUCAGAUAUCGGGAGUGUGAAAUUCAUAAGCUAACGUCUGAGUUUACUUACUUAUUCCCACAAAAUCUCAUAUCUUGCUCAUCAUGUAUCUGUAGAAAAUGUAAUGGAAAUUGUUCUCCCGUGUUUUUCUUGAAUAAGGGAUACAACUUGGAUUUACAUGGUAAAGGGAUGACAGACACACUGCUCUGAUUUAUGAAUGAUGGCAGAUAUUACCUCUAAAGUUUGAUUAAGAAUGUAAAAUUUAUCAUUUCAUCAAUAAUAAAUAUUCAUCAAAGUA